Phalaenopsis equestris is the source of this 1091-nucleotide messenger RNA. RefSeq names its product myb-related protein Hv33-like. Gene Ontology annotation, biological process: regulation of stomatal movement. The record is from RefSeq and is a predicted model, not a curated record. Lineage: Eukaryota; Viridiplantae; Streptophyta; Magnoliopsida; Asparagales; Orchidaceae. The coding region runs from base 1 to 957 and encodes 318 amino acids. The transcript has 4 exons.
AUGGAUGCCUUAAAUCUCAAUCAAUUACAUUGCUGGGACAACAAAGACUUGCUUAAAACCCACUUGAUUGCUUCACCUUCCUGUGCCCUUCCGCAGCUCUGUGCAGCCUCAGCUCAUUUAGAAGGAUUUGGAGACGAAAUGGGAAGGCAUUCGUGCUGUCUGAAGCAGAAACUUAGGAAGGGCCUGUGGUCUCCGGAAGAAGACGAGAAGCUCUACAAUCACAUCAUCAGAUUUGGUGUUGGUUGCUGGAGCUCAGUGCCUAAGCUAUCAGGGCUGCAGAGAUGUGGGAAAAGUUGCAGACUUAGAUGGAUUAACUAUCUUCGGCCGGACCUGAAGAGAGGAUCCUUCUCACAAGAGGAGGAGAAUCUGAUCAUUGGCCUCCAUGAAGUCUUAGGAAAUAGGUGGUCUCAGAUUGCGUCUCAGCUACCAGGGAGGACAGACAACGAGAUCAAGAAUUUCUGGAACUCGUGCUUGAAGAAGAAACUUCGACAAAAGGGAAUCGAUCCGACGACACACAAACUACUGAUAGAGAUUGCAGGAGAACAGGAGAAGUUCAAUUCUCUUAAUUCAGUUCAUGAAAAUUUAACUAUCAAACCGUCUUUCGACCCGUUUCCCCCUUUAGAAUUCCAAGGGGCAGCAGAUCAAACGGGGGCCAAUCUAAUUGUACAUGAUCAGCUUCAUAGCUCAUUGAUUUCUGCUCCAGCAUUCUGCGAAUUCAGCAACAUAAUGAAUUUUUCUGGGAAUUAUCCCUACGGAAACAGCUCGAGCAGCAGUAGUAACUGGAAUUGCGCCAUGAGAGGAGAUAUGAGCAGCUUUGUGAGCAAUGAGGCUAUGAAUUGGAAGUCUGAAAGCAAGCUGGAACCUAUAGUUGCAGCUCAGUGGCCAUCACUGUCUCAAGAUCCUUCUGUACCUUGUUUUGAAGUUUCUCGAGGAGAAUUUGAUGAAGAUUUCCUUUGACUUUUCUGCAAUUCUGUUCUCCAUUGCCGUCUUUUCUCUUUCCUUUUUUUUUCUUCCUUAAUCAAAUUGUAGAAUUCAUGAAUAAUGUUCAUAAAGUUUCAUCAAGUUAUACAGGUUGUUAGUUCACGUCAUUG